CGCGCGCUGUUCAGUGGUUCGCAGCCGCCGGCGUCGCCGGUGAGCAGCAUAGCGUCGAGCGCGGUGACGGCGCGUGAAGAGGACGACGCCGUGAGCGUCGAGAGCGACUUCUUCAGCGACGCGGCCAGCGACUUCGAGGGCGCGGGCGAGGGCGCCGCCGCCGUGGACUGGCUGCCCGUGCUCGACGAGACAGCACCUCCAACUACAGCCGCCCAUGCUGAUCAAGCUGCUGCCGACCAAGUUGCCGCCGGCGGUCAAGAUGCUGACGCGCGGACCCACGAUGCUACCGACCAAGCUGGCGAUGACCGUGCUACUACUGCUGGAGGUGGCCGUGCUGCUGCCUCCACGCUCGCCGCGCCCAUGCCCGGCAACGACCAGACGAGCGAGCCCCAGAGCUCACGUCUGCUCGGUGCCGCCGCUGUCAGUGGCAACUCCGAAACAGCUCCUGCUGCCGAUGAUGCCCCGCCGCUGGCCACGCUCUCGGUCUUCGCGCACAACGCGACCUCGUUCAGGUGCAUCGCGUGCGCCUUUGCAGCGCCGCAGAUUGCAGACCUCCACGCUCACCGCUGCCGGCAGCACCGCGGCACCACAUUCACGGACGUGUUCCAUGGCGGAUGCGCCUGUGCCGCGUCGUUCGCCCAGCGGGCAGCGGCAACGAGACACAGCCUCCGCUGCGGAACUGCGUCAAGCGCUCUUGGCGCCGCGCGCCCGACGCAGCAACCAGCACCUGCAGACACAGAGGCGGCUGGAGGAGGGCCCACGGUGACACGCCGUAAUCCUCCCCCAGACUCAGCCAUCACUAACACUUCUCCCUCUCGGUCGUGGCGUGCGCAUCGUUCUCGUCUUUGUGUCCUUUCUCGCGCCACAGGUUUCCUGACGACGAAUGCAUCGCUGACCGAGGCAACUGCGCCGCUGCGGGCUUGUUUAGAUCUCUGCCUCCCGCUCAGCGAUUGGAACCGCUCACUGCAAGCCUUAACCUCAGUCAUUUGA
Molecule: messenger RNA, 990 nt
Organism: Phytophthora sojae
Lineage: Eukaryota; Oomycota; Peronosporomycetes; Peronosporales; Peronosporaceae
Exons: 1
Source: RefSeq, a predicted model, not a curated record